AUGUCUUCCACUUCAGCCGAAGUUGGUGAACUGUUCAAUGGAAGGGGCAUAGUGCGAACAAUGGGACAGCCCGAGAUUGCUCAGUUUAUCGUAUUCCCUGACGAACUCCUGAAGGAGAAGAAGGGUGCGCAGAAUCAAUCAUAUGGCAUACAUACCCUCAAGUCCGCAUCUCAAGAAGGCAUUCUAUACAAGGAAGAUCUAGCAGCACAAACUUGGUUGAAGUCAUUCAAGCGCACGGAGACUCGCAAAAAGGAUUUCGAGCAAGCAGAAGACGAAUUUGUCCCAUCCAUCUCAAGAAUCGAAAGAGCAACCCCGUUGCAAAAGAACGAUAGAUUUCCCAAGUAUUGGGACUCACUAAAGUACCCUAAUCUACAGCUGAACAUUGCAACCGAAAAGAUAUCGCCAAAAAAGAGAAGUAUUAAACUCCACUUAGCCGCCCUCAUUGCAGUUAUUCUUCAAGCUUCCCUUCUUGUUAUAGCUGCUGUCGUCCCGUACCGCGCUCAGGACUACGAGUCUCAGCCUUGGGGACUUCCCUGCUACAUUGGCGGCUCAGUCCUUCUUUUCAUUGGCAUGCUUGCAUGUCCUAUUGCCAUUGAAAGAAGCACCAAGGAGUUCAAAUGGCGGCCGAGCUCAGGUAUCGAUAAUGAGACGCAAGCUUCCUCUGAAGUCCGAACUCAAUCCAUUGAUUUGUUUUGGGUACAACGGAUGCAGCGCGGCCCACAAGAGAACAAAUCAGCCAGGUCUGAGGAAGAUAGGAGAUUGGAGUCAGACUUUCUGGCAGUAACCGCGAUAUUUGCUGGUGGCGCCGGUUUCACAGUUCAGUUCAUUGGCCUCAUGGGACUACCAUGGCCUUGUGCUGUUGCUCAGCUCGGUGCUAUUAUCGUCAUGGCUAUCAUCAGAGCCCUAGUUCGUCGAAGGCUCGGAGACGAUCCGGACUAUUGCUCUGCACCUUCACGUGUCUCUAGUUUGAGUAAGGAGGAUUCUGCAUCUUCACAGUCCAGUCAGUCGAACGAGGCUCAGCGGAACAUGCUCGUUCGAAAGCGACUAGGGGAUCUUGUCCGAUGGGAGACGGAGGCAUUCAAACCAGCUCUGGCAUUAGCUCGUUCCAUUGAGCGAUUUCUGGACGAGUUUAUGCCAACUGCAUCAGACCAGAACCUGAUAUAA
This is a messenger RNA of Fusarium tjaetaba, 1164 nucleotides long. Its product is annotated as serine threonine phosphatase 6 regulatory ankyrin repeat subunit A. The transcript is spliced from 4 exons. Bases 1 to 1164 code for a protein of 387 amino acids. The record is from RefSeq and is a predicted model, not a curated record. Lineage: Eukaryota; Fungi; Ascomycota; Sordariomycetes; Hypocreales; Nectriaceae.